AGUCCGGCUGAACCGUAGUAUCGUGAAUGUGUACUCAGACAGUAUUUCAACACUCGAUCGUUGUUUUUUUCUUUUUGUUUGUAAAUUGAUUAAACAUCCACAGUUUUUGAGUUGUGCAUUGUUUCCACCGGUGAAAUGGUCAAUUGUCGUUGAUGUUCGCAUGCAAUAGAGAAGAUUGUAAGGACUUGUGAGCCAGGUAGCUCCUUAUUGAAAUUAAUUUUGUGCGGAGACUCGACCGGGAUAUUUUGGGGUAUAUAUACUUUACUAUAUAUCCAAGGAGAAGAGAAAGAGAGAAACAAAAUACUCAAAGGGAAAUCGAAGUUGGAAGAAGAAGAAGGGAAAAGGCCGCUCUGUGGAUAAGUGUCAUUUUGCAAUUUUCCAUUUGAGUCUGUGUUUUCUUCUUUUCCUUUUUUUUGAACAGAUAAAAAUUCUAAAUUCAUUUAAAAUCCCAAAUUUUUUGCCUAUUUAUUGCAUUAAAUUUUAUGUGCGAAACGGCCAAACAAUCAAACUAAACCUGGUGGUUUUAGACUCAAAGAGAAUGCUAUAGAAGCGUCACGAAGUUAUAUCACAGGCAUAACGUAUACCACACACAUAUAUAUAAUAACACUGAACCACAAUUCUCUCUGGUGAGCAGGAAAAACCGAAUAAUAAAAGUUUUGUGAAGUAUUUAUCACCUGUAUGAAAAAAAAUAAAUAAAAAGGUCACAGCAAGACCUAGAGACAAGAAAGAGAAUUUAAUUUAAUAUUUAAAAAAAAGUGAAAGAGACAGCUGAAAAAUAAAUAAAAUUUGGUUUAAUAUAAACAGUGCUGAAAGAUUCUUUGUUGGUGUUUGCCUCACUGCAAGAAUUGUUACACAAAAGAGGUGGAAGAAUUGGUGAACAGAGACGAAAUAAGGGUCCAGCAAUCACAGACAAAAUAUUCAACUUCAUCUUCAGCCAUGCUAUUCGAGAAUCCGGCUGUGGCUGCUAAAUUACCUUUUCCGUAUAAUAUACCGCCACCGAUGCAGGCUGCCGCUGGGGUCCCACAAAUCAGUGCGGGCCUCGAGACAAAGCCCCUCAUCGAUCACGACCUGCAAAAUGCCUUGAUAGCCAUCAAUCCAAUGAAUGGGACGGCGGUUAAUGGGGCGAUCAAUGGAACCACAAAUUCACAUUCAAGCUCAUCGGGCAGAUCAACACCAAACACAGGCACAGAUCCCGCUCCUGGGAAGCUCUUUGUGGGCGGUCUGAGUUGGCAAACGAGUGCGGAUAAGCUGAAGGAGUACUUUGGCAUGUUUGGUACAGUCACAGAUGUCCUCAUUAUGAAGGAUCCCGUCACACAGAGGAGUCGGGGUUUCGGCUUCAUCACAUUCUCAGACCCAUCGAGUGUGGAGAAGGUGCUGAAGGUACCCAUUCAUACGCUGGACGGCAAGAAGAUCGAUCCGAAGCAUGCAACUCCCAAGAAUCGACCGAAACAGGCGAAUAAGACAAAGAAAAUCUUCGUGGGUGGUGUGAGUCAGGACACAUCAGCGGACGAAGUGAAGGGGUACUUCAGUCAAUUCGGCAAAGUGGAGGAGACAGUGAUGCUAAUGGACCAGCAGACGAAGCGCCAUCGUGGCUUUGGCUUUGUCACGUUCGAAAAUGAGGAUGUGGUGGAUCGCGUGUGCGAGAUUCACUUCCAUACGAUCAAGAAUAAGAAGGUGGAGUGCAAAAAGGCGCAGCCAAAGGAGGCAGUUACGCCGGCGGCGCAACUACUGCAGAAAAGACUGAUGCUGGGUGGUCUUGGUGUCCGGAUGGCGGCUCCGGCACCAAUGGUAGGGCCCGCCGGCACAGUGGCGGCCGCUAAUCCACUUGCUGUCGUACAGGCUCAGGCACAGGCGGCUCAGGCAGCCGCUGCCGCUCUUCAAGUACAAAAUGCUGCAGCCGCCGGCUUUGGAAAAGUCUUCACAACAUAUCCACCGACUAUUCAUAGUUUUAGAUAUGCGCCGUAUCCUAUUCCCGCCGGAGCCGCUGCUGCUGCCGCCCAUGCGGCGACCGCACCACAGCCCCAGCCUCAGCCCGCCGCGCCCCCAACGCAAACUACAGCAGCUCUCGCAGCUACCCCAGUGGCACCUGGAAACCCCUAUCAGGGCUAUAGUCUCACAAAUGUGGACAUGUCGAGUUUCCAAGGGGUCGACUGGGGUUCCAUGUACGGCAUGGGGAUGUACGUGUAGGGCGUACUUGGCCCCCAUGCGUGUGUACAGUGUGUGCCACUAUGAGGCCCCCGGGGGUGAAUGUGUGGGAGGGCAUUUUGGAAGCAAAUUGGAGUUGACAUGAGACACUGAGAGGAAAAUUAUGGGAGAAUAAGAUUGAAAUGGAUUGGAGUUUGGGGCAGAGAAACACGAGACGGCGUUACAGCAAAAAAUUAGAUAGUUGAGAAAUAAUACCAACGGUGACCAAGAUGCUAGAAGGGGAAUUUGGGGGGACUAUCUCAGUACUACCCCCUAGCCAUGUGGAUGGAUUGCUUUUUUCAGAGACGAGCCACACAGAUGAUAACAAAAGAGGUAUCACAAUAGAAAUUAAAAGAAGAAAACUCACACAUGGAGGAGACAAAGUAGUUAGUGAAUAACUAAAAGAAAAGAAAAAAAGGAGGAAGAAAAUGAAGAGAAAAGAAAGAGAUCCAAAACGAUUGACAUGCUGGAGCGGAUUUCAUUUCCAACAGACACAAUUUCUUUUAGAUCGCCAACUGAAUCUCGUUUUAGCGUUUUGUUUAUGAUUUUUCUCUCUUCUUACUUUUCAAAUCCAGAUGGAUUUUAAUGAAGGAUGCAAUGAUGGUGAGAAGGGAGAGCGUGAGAUGGAUAAGUGAUGAAUGAAAAGCCACAAGAACAACCCACCAAGCUAAACACAAAAAAAAAUAGUUACAAGGAAAUUUUUACAAUGAGAAUCCAAGAUGAGACGAGAAGCCAUUUCCGAUGAGUAUAAAACCCAACUAAAAAUACCUUUUAAAUAUCUAAAUUUUACUUUUAGUGGACAAAAUAGAUGGCAGAAGUAAAAAUGAAAUUAUUAUUAAAAAAAAUAAUAAAUCAUAGAUAUUAGAAGAGAAUGUAAACGUUUGGUUUCACCGUAAUUUUUUACACCAAUUCUCUACAUUUUUAAUGUAAUAACCAAAAUACUUAUAUACGUAAUCUCUUUCAAAAAUAUGUGAGAUUGUUCAUUGCUCAGAAAAUGGUUGAAAAAAAACCUCCUAGAUAUUUGUUUUUGUGUUAAUAACUUUCAUUACUUCUUUGUCUUCUUGUUUUUUUUAUAUAUACCACUAAUAUUCUCCUUAGUUGUUCUUGUGUAAUCUAUGCAACACAUCUCUAUUGGAAUUCUUGUAAUUUACUACUCAAAAUUUUCAUUUAAAAUGAAAAAUUAUGUUAUGCAGAAAAUAUCAAAAAAAAACUUUAGAGAUUAACAAAAUUACAUGAUUGUUAGAAUUUUAAUUUAUUUUAAUUCUAAAAUUUUAAGUGGAUUAAACACCCCCAUAGAGACAGAAAUUUUAUCUCAAUGUAAUGUAUUGAGCAGAAAUUUUAUAUUUAUUAUAAAAAUUAUCACUGAAAUAGCAUUUUUUGUUCACUGCAGAUUAACAACCAAAAAAUAUAGAAUUUUCAUUAUGAAAACAAAUCCUAUUCUUAUGUAAAAAUUUCAUUAGAUUUGUUUGCAUUAUUUGAUAAAACAUAAUACCAACACUUCUUAGCUUAUUUUUUUUUAAUCUGUUUUGAUUUUAUUUUUUUUAGAUUUUUCUGUAUAUUUUUUGUCUACAUUUUUGAUUACAUUUAAAUUUGAACAAAAACGUAGUUCUGAAGAUUUUAACAAACAAAAACCCAUUCAAUAGUUUAACAAAACUUUAAUAAAAAUUCUCUUAGCUUUUUUUCCACUCUCUAUUUAGAUAUUCCUUCAUUUUUUGGUUUUGGAAAAACAAAUUUAUUAGCCAAAAAAAAAAUUAACAUCAUCAUACAGUAUUAUUAAAGUAAAUAAAAGAAAAUAUUUAAUUGUAAUAACUGUGGUGCCUAAAGAAUUUCUCAAUGAAGAAAAUGUAGGAUGUUGAUGAAAGAUUUAACUAAAGAAAAAAAAACAAUUUUAUCAAAUCCCAUAGAUUAGAGAUGAGAAACUUUUUCAACUUUUGUGAGAAGCAAUUAAUAUCGGUUUUUCAUUACUAUUUAUCCCUUUGUCUCCUUUUCAUGAUGAUAGUAUUUUUUUAUUAGUUAGUUACAUAGUAUGACGUAUUUUUUGCAAUUCAAUCAUACAAAGAGAUUACAGGUAGUUUUUUAGAUUGUAUUUCAGCGCAAUUAAUUAACCAAUUUGGUAAAUUAGUAAAUUUUGCAGCAUCAUUUAAACUUCAAUUUAAGACUGAAGGAUUUAAAAGCUCACAAUGAAAAAUUCAAAGCUCGAGAGAUAAAUCCUUCAAUUUUGAAUUACUGAUUCUCAAUUUCUUGGAUUCCAAGAAUUUUAAAUUCUUUGAAUUAAUUUCUACUAUUCUUGGUACAAUUUCUCUGUAUGAGAAAAUUUAAAAAUAACAAAACUAAAAUUAAAGUAGAAAUAUUUUCAGGACACCACUUUAUUUAUCAAUUUAUGCAAAUUUUAUCUCCCCCCUCCUGAAGGAUAUUCUAAAAUAUAACAAAAAAUGUAGGAACAGACUUUUAAUAAACAAGAAAAGAAGUCGAAAUUCAAGAAUUCUACCGGUUUCACGUAGAUUAAAAAAAAAUUAAACUCCUUUUCACAAGGAUAUGCUGUGAGAUUCAUGGGAAAAAAAUUAAAUACAAUUUUCCAAGCGAGUUUUCUUUGAAAAAAACAAAGUAUAUAGCAAAAAAUCCACUGAUUGGCUUUGAAAUUUCACGUCUAAAAACAAAUAAAUACGAUUAUAAGGCGUUUGCGAUGAUGGGAAGUGAAGGGAAAUGAAAAGAAUUAGAAAAUAGGAAGUAAAUUUAGACGAAUAAUUUUCCACAAAAUAAAAAAAAAUAAUAUUUUGGGAAAAUUAUCAAAAACACGGAAGAUGCUCUUUCAAGUUUCAUGAAAAAAAAAAUGGAAAAUUCUCAAUGUAAAGAGAAAACUUGAUAGUUUUUAAGCAAUAUAUCUCGCAAUAAGCAGUAUUAUAUAUUUUUCAAAGAUAUUUGAAAAAUUCUUUUAUUCAUUGGUAAUGAUGGAUACUAUAAAAAACACAAAUGUGUAAAAAUUUGAGAAUUUUUUGAAUUCUUGGUGAUGUAACAUGAAAUUCUUUUCUUGUUCCGCACCCUAGUUUUCCAUUAUAUUGAAUUGAUAAAUUCUCAAUGAAAAAAAAUCUCGUGUAAGAGGUUGGAGGAGUUAAAAUGACGAUGAUGAUAUUUUUUAGUGAUUCUUUUUUAUAAUUUGUUUAAUUAGGUACACUUUAAUCCUUAAUUAUUCUAACCUUUCGUAUUUUUUAUUCAAAAAAAACUUCACUCUUUGCUUUGCUUUAUUUUUUCUGUUGAAAAUUUUCUUUCUUCUUCACAAAUUUUUAAAGAAAUAAAUUUUAAAAAUAAUAAAAAAAAAACUUUAAAAAGUCAAAUUUUUGAAUUUGUAAAGUGUGAAAAAAAUGCAAUUUCCAUGGAAAAGGAUUAAGUAAAAAAAGCAACUUAAAGAGAAAAAAAAUAAGCAAAAAGCAAAACAAAUAAUUUUUUAAAUUAGAUAAACCAUUUAAAAAAAUUUUGACAAUUUGAGCAAAAAGAAAAUUAAUAAGCAAAAGAUUUAAAAAACAAAAAUUACUUACUUAAAGUAAUUUUUUAAAAAUAAAUCACACAAGACAAAAACUUUUAAAAAUUAUUAAACGCUUGUGAGAAACCUCAAUAUAAUAUUUAAAGAAAAAGAAAAAUGAAAAGUUAGUGAUCAGCUUUUAAUAAUCGUUUAGUUGGCUCUUAAUUUUUGUGUUAGAAAACAAAUACCCAAACUUGCCUCAUUAAAUAUGUAUACCUAUUUAUUACCUUCCUAGGAUAUUUAUUUUACGUAGCUUCCUUCUUGCCCGUAUUAUUUUUUUUGCACUCUAUUGUUCCAAUAAAGAGAAUGUUUAUCAUCGAAAAAAAGCGAUUUUAAGGAGCGCCAUUGCUCUGUUCUUUUAUACUAUUUUUUUAUUUUUUUUAUUUUUCUUAAUAAUUUUUAUUGGAUGAAAAAAAGAAAGAUAUUGAAGAAGUAGUUUAUACCAAAUUAAUUAUGUUUAGGUGCCUUAUCUAGACUUAACCUUAUCAAAAUGUAUUGUUACAAAAAAAUGAGUAGAUUACUUUCAUUUUAUUUUUGGUAAAUUUAUACGGAACUUAAAGCCUCAACAAAGUGAAAUUAAUUUUGCUUUGUGCUUUAGAAUGCCAGAAAAUCCUUCGGGGUCGUUUGAAAUUAGUUAAAAAUGGAAAACAUUGGACCUCUCUGGUUGGAUUUGAAAGAAUUUUUUUUUGUAAAUUUAUUAUUUAGAAUAGAUAUUAAUUGUAUAAGUUUAAUUUCUCUUAAUUUCUUUGGCCGCAGUAUGAUCUUGGUAUGAUUGAAAAUGUCUCUAUUGUAAACGAUAAUAAUGCAAUAUAAGAUGGAAAAUUAGAGAUAUGAGUUUGUUUUUUUGUUCAAUAUAAAUAGUCAUUGUUUUUCUUUUUAAUUUAAUUUCUGCAAAUUAGUGUUUUCCCGUAAAAAUAAACUUACUAACGAUGUUUAAAGUUUUAUUUGAAAAUUUUAUUUUUAGUAAUAUUUUACUUUGGGUUAGCGUAUUCAUUUUUAUUUGUCUGUAUAAAUAAAAUUUAAACAGAAAAGAAAUAGAUUUUAUAUGAUAAUGAGAAAAUUAGAAGUAGUUUUGUGUAUAUAUAAAGAAAAUGAAAGCAGUUCAAUGGAAUGAAAUUUUUUUGUUGAAUUUUUAGUUUCAAACAUUUUAUUACAGAAAAUAAAUAACGUAGUUUUAUGUGAGACCGAAAUUUGAAUAAAAACUUUUUGGUUUAUUUUUAAUUUUUGUUUUUUUUUUUAUUAUGCAAGAGUAUAACUGCAAGGUAGCGGAGAAAAGAUUAAAUUAUGAAAAAAUGACUAAAUUCACGUGAAACUGAAGAAAAAUUCAACAUAUCGAGAAAAAAAAUGACAAAAUAAAUUAGUUUAAAAAAAGUUAAAUUAAAUUCUUCAAAUGAGAACGUCUGUGAACAACAUCAUAUCAUUUUGAAGAUUUGGGAAAAAUAACAACAUUUUUACAGCCUUUCCAAAGUUUGCAAAAACUACUCUCUUUCUUCAGAAUAUUCGAAUAUAUUUCUUCAAUUUCCUCAAAAAAAUACCUACAUAUAUUUAAAACUUGACAAUAAUUAAGCAAUAAUUGAGAUAUAAAAAAAUAUAAUAAAAAUUAAUAAAUAAUUUUAACAAUUUUGAUAAAUCUGUUGUGAAAAUUUAAAAGAAAAUUGCGAUAGAAUUACUCAUAUUUGAAAAUGAAAAUGAUAAAGUUUUUAAAUGUUUUUUGAUACUAAAUUAUUCAAGAAAUUAUUCUUAUUCUUCUCGCGAGAGAACAAAAUUAUUCUAACAAAGAACAAAAUAUUCGUAAUCUCAAAAAGGUCAGCAACUUUAAUUAAGAUUUCAAAUAAAAUCUAGCGGAAAAUCGACGAAAAUUAUUGAAUAACAAAAAAGUACAAACUUAUAUCUCUAUCGCGAUGGGAAAAAAUUUUAAGAGACCAAGACUUCCAAUAUUAAUAAAAUUUAUUUUCUUGAAGUUAUAUUUUCAUUUCAACUUCGUGGAACCUGAUAAAGAAAAAAAUGCUUAAAAGGAUAUAAAUACAGAGGACCAAUAUUUUAACCUCAGAGAAAAAAGAAAACGUAAAAUUCUUAAUGCUUCCAAGACUUUUCUUCAGUCUAGAAUAAGAUAUUGUGAUUGUUUUAAUUCCUUUUUUUUAUAUUAUGAUUUCUUUUGUGAGAUUUUAUUGAAAUCAUGGAUAUUUCCGUAGAUUAAAGAAGAAAUAUUUUAUGGAUUAUAUUUUGUGUGUAGAGCUUUGGCACUUCUUAAAGUAUCUGCUUUAAAUUUUAUAUAUAUUUUUUCUGUAAUAUACAGUCGCUCGUGGUUCUAUUCUACUUGAGAAUAUAUACCUACUCUUUAUUUAUAUUUUUCUUACACCCCCUUUAAAAAUUCUUCAGACAACCUCUUUGAAAGACAGAAUUUUCUCAAUAUUUUCACCUUCAACUAUAUAUUUUUUUUCUUGCAUUAUCCUUAGAACAAUAAUUAAAAAAAAAAAACGAAGUAUUAGUGACACUGAGUAUAUUAGAACUAAAGAAGAAAUAAAAAGUUUUUCUUUGUAGAGGAACAACAAAUUGUGAAGAAAGCUGUGGAAAAAAAAUAAAGAACAAGAAAUAGUAGAACAAAGAUAAAGGUGAAUUUUUACAUUAAAAGAAAAACUAUAUACAAAUUCCUAUUAGAAGGUAGUUGAUAUUUUUUGCGAAUUUUAGAGUUUUCUUAAUUGCUUUUUUUAUGCAAAAAUAAUUAACAUGUGUGUUGUAAAUUUUUGCAAUUAAUCUGUGAAAAAAUACAAUUUUUCAAAAUUGCCAUUCACGUUCAAAAUAUUUAUUUUUUUUAUUAUUACAAUUUUAGGUAGAAUAAAAAAAACAAAAAAAAAACAAAUACUGAUUAGCUCUUGAAAACUCUGUAGGGAUGCUUCAGAUGAAUGGGGGAAAAAUGUGUAGAAAAUCUUUCUGACAAUGAGUUAUUUUUUUUAAUAUAUAAUUCACCAAGAAAGAUUGCUUCUCUUAAUGCAUAAUAAAAUCUUGCCGAUGUUUUUUUUUUGAAUGUGAAAACUCCUAAAUAAACUCGUUUUCUCAAAAA
Lutzomyia longipalpis is the source of this 8762-nucleotide messenger RNA. It is a transcript of the gene msi, whose product is annotated as RNA-binding protein Musashi homolog 2. The record is from RefSeq and is a predicted model, not a curated record. Gene Ontology annotation, molecular function: RNA binding. Lineage: Eukaryota; Metazoa; Arthropoda; Insecta; Diptera; Psychodidae. Bases 937 to 2187 code for a protein of 416 amino acids. The transcript is spliced from 4 exons. Gene Ontology annotation, cellular component: cytoplasm.